AUGUCGUCGUCUAUGAUGGAUCCCGUUGCUUUUGCCAAGGAUUUUGUUGCUGGAGGCGUUGCCGCAGCCAUUUCCAAGACUUCCGUUGCUCCCAUUGAACGAGUCAAGCUUCUGCUUCAAGUUCAGCAUGCUUCUAAACAGCUUUCCAAGGAUCAGCAGUACAAAGGUAUCGUGGACGCUUUUGUGCGGAUCCCGAAAGAACAAGGAUUUCUCAGCUACUGGCGCGGAAACUUGGCCAAUGUGAUCCGGUAUUUCCCCACUCAGGCACUGAACUUCGCCUUCAAGGACAAAUACAAGCAGGUUUUCUUGGGAGGAGUGGAUAAGAAGACGCAGUUCUGGCGCUACUUCGCUGGUAAUCUCGCUUCUGGUGGUGCCGCCGGAGCAACCUCCCUCUGCUUCGUGUACCCCCUCGACUACGCCCGAACAAGGUUGGGAGCUGACGUCGGUAAGGGAGCCGCUCAACGAGAAUUCAAUGGUCUGGGUGAUUGCUUGUCAAAGACAUUCAAGAGCGAUGGACUCGUCGGAUUGUACCGUGGGUUCAACGUGUCCGUUCAGGGCAUCAUCAUCUAUCGUGCGGCUUACUUCGGAUUCUACGACACUGCCAGGGGCAUGUUGCCGGAUCCCAAGAAGACUCCAUUCUUGGUUUCAUGGGCCAUUGCCCAGGUGGUGACAACUGUUGCUGGCAUCAUGUCAUACCCAUUCGACACGGUACGAAGACGCAUGAUGAUGCAGUCUGGUCGCAAGGGAGCUGACAUCAUGUACACCGGAACAAUAGAUUGCUGGCGCAAGAUCGCUCAACAAGAAGGUACCAACGCCUUCUUCAAGGGCGCGUUCUCCAACGUACUCCGAGGAACUGGCGGCGCCCUCGUGUUGGUGUUGUACGACGAGAUCAAGACUUUCCUGUUUUGA
Messenger RNA from Notodromas monacha, 909 nucleotides. The record is from the annotation of a GenBank genome assembly. Lineage: Eukaryota; Metazoa; Arthropoda; Ostracoda; Podocopida; Cyprididae.